Molecule: messenger RNA, 712 nt
Organism: Prorocentrum cordatum
Lineage: Eukaryota; Dinophyceae; Prorocentrales; Prorocentraceae
Source: the annotation of a GenBank genome assembly
GCUCGCUCCCUUCGACGCGCAGCGCAACUCGCAGCAGGCGUUCUUCCGCCGCAAGCUGAACAACAGGAACUUCGCUGCCCACCGCGAGAACCUUGUCCAGAGGCUCUUGAAGCAGGGCUUGAUGGAAAGCACCAGAGGGGAAGCGUGGGCGAUCCCGUCCAAACAGGACACGAUGGUUGCUGGCGAAACCGACCGCCGGUUUUCCACGGGCGUUCGCCAAAGUUCAUAUCUGGAGUAUCUGAUGGAGAUUCACGACGAGCUCCAUUCUGGAGCUCAGACGUCCUUCCUCGGAAAAUACGAUUACGCCAAGGAGUCGGAGAUCGACUGGGCGAAGCAUUGCAAGGCCAAGGGCAUCGCGGCCAGAAGCGUUCCAACGAAAGGGAACAUCACUUACAGGAAUACGUAUUGGAGGUGGCUCGUGGAGACCCGCAGGUCGUCGCUCAGGAACUGGCCAAUGCAUUUCAAGACAAAUAAUUUCGUAGGGGUGAUGGCCCCGCGAAAGCAGAUCGGGAUCUACGAGCAGCUCGCAGAAGAAGAGUGCGACAUGGGCAAUGCAUCGUUGAGCAUAGAAGACAUGCUGCCCAUCGACUACGACCUGUUCGCGUCAGUCACCCAGCUCGCCGACGCGAUCCCGAAGGAGCAUCUCGACGUCAUUUUGCAGGAGGCGCUGAGGCCGGUGCGCCCGGGCGUCAGCGAGGGCGAAGAUGGCUUG